Molecule: messenger RNA, 5466 nt
Organism: Pedinophyceae sp. YPF-701
Lineage: Eukaryota; Viridiplantae; Chlorophyta; Pedinophyceae
Source: the annotation of a GenBank genome assembly
AUGGAUUUGAGUCCGAAUGCGGGGCGCGUGCAGGCGUCGCCUCCGCGGCAGGGCGCGACGGUGCGCAGCGUGGACUUCGCGCAGCGGGACCGCGCCCUCCAGCAUAUGGAAGAGGACGUCCCCGAGCUCGGACGGAUCCUCAUGAGCGCCCUGUGGGAUCUGAAGAAGCUCAGGGAACGCAUCAACGGCGCAGCUGCAGAUGCAGCACAACGCGCUCGGGAGGAGAAGGAGGAGAGGCGGGCGAAGCUGGAGCGCGACCCCUCGUUUCAGGAGCUCAAGCACUUCUCGAACCAGAUCCAAGAGACGGGGUACCGAGCGUGGCGCGACUCCACUGGCACGGAGCAGGCCGACGCGGCCCGGAAACACCUCCAGAGCAAGGACAGGCACCUCCUGGUGGAGCAGGACUACACCUGGCACGGCCAGGAUGAAGAGCAGUCGCAGCCACGUCGCGGACGGUCGAAGGGCGGACGCGGCGCGGGCUCCUCGGGCCGCGUAGAGAAGGCGAGCUCGUACGCGGGAUCGGGAUACAAGGCAGCGCGUCAGGCGCGACGGGAGGGCGGCAGCCGCUUCGCGCGCGAGGCCGGAACCUCGGAGAGGUCGCAGGAGGUCCUGCGGCUACAGAACAAGGACGCGGGGUACGCCAGCGAGCAGUCGCACGGGCCGCACCAGGCUGCGCGCUCGCGCAGGAGCCGCUUCAGCAACUCGGGCGACGACCGCGCCGCGUCGCCGGGGGGCGGGUUCCUGCGGCAGGGAGCGGCCGCGAGCAUCGAGGAGAACAAAAGCAACCUCUUCGCGGAAACGUCGAGCUCUGCUGGGCUCCCCGCAUCGGCAGCGGGCUCCCGCGAAACGAGUCACCCGGGCGGGGCGCACGCGCGGUCGUCGCGGCUCGCGCCGAGUGUCGAGCCCUCGGCCGACUCCCUCGAGGGCACGAUCGCCGCGAUGGAGGCGGCAGCGCGUGGCACCUUGGGGGAGGGUGUCGGGCGGGGGGCUGUGCGGGAGGAGAAGGAGCGAGAGGGCGGCGCUGGCGACGAGGCUGGCCCGUCCGGUGUGGGUGACGAGCGGGAGCAGGAAGGGGGUGGCGGGGCGGUUGAGGGCGGCACUGCUGCGGCAGCGGCACCCGAGGCCAGGACGCCGGAAGGCGCCGCUGCGCCGGGGCAGAAGCCGCAGCGGGAAGAUCGCGCGGGGAAGAAGGGGCGAUCGAGCGGUCGCGGCAGGGAGGGCGCGCGCCCGGUGGUGUCCCCCGGGGGGCAGCGGAGGGGCGCAGCGCGGCGGAGGGAGGUGCGGAAGCUCCCCGCGCCGCAGGCGGUCGUCGAGUCCGGCGGGGCCCUGGACAACUGGGACAGGUCGCGUCCCGAGAGCGUUGCGUUGCCGCCGGCCACCACCCCGCCGCCGCCGCAGUCUGCCGACGCCACGGGGCGCGCGCCGCGGCAGCAGAGGACGCCCGGGGCCGACAGCAGCGAGUCGGCGCACCUCGCUGGCGCGGCCGCGGACCUCCUGGGCGAGCUCGUGCGCAGCGACGUUUCGCACAUCACCCUGAGUGCGCAAGAGGUGGCCAGCGCGCUCGCUGCGGUGGACGCCGCUGAGGAGCGGCUGCGCGUGCACGUCGGCGUGCUGCUCGGCCUCUCGAUCGACCAGACGCUCGAGGCGGACCGCAAGCUCCCGCCGCGGCUCGUCUCCGCGCGCACGCAGGCCGAGGCCAGCCCCCCCGCGCGACGCAAGUCCGCGGCGGAGGACGAGGCCUCCCCCGCGCGGCCGCAGAGCUCCAGCGGGAGGCACGCGCAGCCGCGCAAGGGCCAGCUGCGCCCGCUCGCGCCCCGGAAGCGCGCUUUGAAGGACUGGGUGUUCAAAACGCUGGGAAACCUCGCGAUUCCCGAGGAGGCGUACCUGGCGCGGAACUUCGGCGCGGCGGCGCAGCAGUCCGUCGUGGCCGCGCCCGAGGGCGGGUCCGUGCACGUCAAGCUCCUUCCGGAGCUGCCGAAGUUCGAGGGGCGGUCGGCGGGCGGCGCGCAGCCGGAGGAGGAGGAGGGCAGCGCGGCGGAUAAGGCGGCGCCGGUGCGGAAGCCCGUGAAGGGCAAGGCGUUCCUGUCCGUGACGACGCAGCCAGGCUCCGGCAAGGAGGGGUGGUCGGAGGAGCUGUACCCCGCGCGGCCGAUCACGACGCCGCAGGCGCGCGAGCGCGCGGAGGCGGCGCGGAAGGAGCUGGAGUCGAUGGUGCACAAGGCGAGCAUGCCGCUGAACAUUUACUUCACGCGGCCGAAGGAGCCCCCGAAGGAGAUCGAGUACCCCGUGCGCAAGGCGGCAGAGGAGCGCGAGCGGCGGCGGAUGGAGAAGGAGAUGCAGGAGCUGAAGAGCCGCGGAAUGAUCGACGAGCAAGGGAACGUGCUGAUACCCGGCACGGCGCCCGGGUGGCGUCGCGGGGGGCGCAAGCACCGUCGGGAGCUCGGUAUGAUGGGGGACAUCACGGGGGACCAGGUCCUCAAGGCGGCCAACCACAACUACCGCAGCUCGCUGCCCGGCAUUGCGGGCCAGGACGAGCGUGUCGAAAGCGUCACGCCGACGCUGCCAUCGCAGCCCAGCGCGCUGCCCCCGGGCCUGAAGGUCCAGCUCCCGCCGAGCAUCCGCGAGGUGGCGGCGGGCAACCGGCAGGCAACCGAGGGGCGCCCGGUCGUGCCCCCGAUGCGCCCCGCGUCUGUCCCCGAGGACGUUUGGUACAACAUGACGGCGGCGGCGGCGCAGCUGAGCGACCCGGACAAGCCGCCGUUCGUCAUCAAGAUCUUCCAGGGCACGAUCCUCGAGGGCGAGGCCUUUGCGGAGUUCUACCAGCGCCACCGCGACGUGUGGAACCCCAUCGCCGUCAUCCUGAUGGAGCUCGAGGACUGGUGCUCGAAGAUGCAGGUCCGCCGCGCGUACAUCAACACCGAGAUCCUCGUCCCGCUCGCGCUGUCGACCAUCGUGCGCGGACAGGCCCCCGAGGCCGCGGACAUCAUGAUGUGUAUUUCCAACAUCCACGAGAUCGAAGAACAGCUCCAGCUGCCCGGGUGGCGGUUCCGGCGGCCCGACGGGCUCGAGGUGGCGGCGAGGUACAUCCAGGCGGCGUGGCGCGCGUUCGCGCGGUCGAAGGAGCUCGAGCGGAUGAACCGCGCUGCGCACACCAUCCAGACCAAGUGGCGGCUGCGGCGCGUCCUCGCGCGGACGCGCCAGAUCAUCCUCGAGAUCCAGGAACGCCGCGAGGCCGCGUUCUGGCGCAUCCAGGCGUCGUUCAAGGCAGCCUGGAGCGACAUCGUCAGGGAGCCGCACGUCGUGGUGCACCUCCCGUCGCAAUCCAUCUACAACGAGGAGCUCGAGUUUGGGGUAUUGCACCCGGAGUCUCGGCACAACGCGCAGAUCGGGCGGCUGAUGGACGUCGCGAACGACCUCUCCGACGUGGUCUACGUCGCGCCGCACACGCGCAUGGAGGACGUCGAUGCGUACUGGAACAAGAUCCUGUCGGUGUGCGGCGUCGACAGCCCCGACCGGCGGUACCGCAUCGUCGUGCCGGAGAACCUCGGCGCGAUCCCGCUGCACCUGAGCCUCACGAGCACGCUGCUGUACUCGCCCAAGGCGAUGGCGCGCAUGCGGCUGUUCAUUGGCAGCCGCCCCGCGUACAUCGUGGGCGGCGCGAUGGGCAAGGAGGACAUGGACCUCGCGGUGGCCAUGGGGCUGCCGAUCUUCGGUCCGCACCCGCUCCGCGCGGCCGCGAUGCGCCGCAAGUCCAAGCGCCGGCGCAUGCUUCGCCUGAGUCAGGUCAACAUGGCCCCCGGGGUGGAGCUGCCGACCAACUUCUGGAACCCCGGGCUGAGCACGAACGACGACGACGACGACCCGGUCAUGAACCCGCGCGGCGGCGACGAGGACGAGCCGCAGCGGCACCAGGACGUGGAGCUGAGUCCGGAGGAGAAGGCAGAGGCGGAGGAGCGGCUGCGGGUGCGGGCGGCGGCGGCGGUGGAGGAGGCCAAGGCGGACGGCCUGUCGGUGUACCGCGCGGGGAUGCACGGCAUCCGGUCCUCGUCGAUCAUGCACGUGCGGGACUUCCUGACCGAGGCGCGGCGGCUCUACUGGGUGUUCUCGCCCACCGAGAUCCUCGCGAACGAGCUCUCGCUGCUCAUCGCGCAGUACCCGCGCUUCGACCGCUGGAUCCUCAAGGUCGACGACGAGGUGCGCGGACGCGGCUUUGCGUGGCUCGACAUCGAGGCGGACCGCGCCCUCGCCGACGAGGUGCAGCGGCUGCGCGAGCUGGACGCCCCCGGCGAGUACGCGGUGCCGCUGGAUGCCGAGGCGCGCGCGCUCGCCGCCACGGAGCUCGCGCGGCUCCUGGAGGCGGCGCUGCCGGCAAAGUGCAAGAUCGCCGACACGCGGCUCUUCCCGAGCUGGCGGCCGUACGCGGACGCGUUCAUGCGCCGUGGCGGCGUCAUCGAGGCGUGCCCCGAGUCGGUCGUCGGCAGCCCCGAGGUCAACAUGGUCAUUUCUCCCAACGGUCAGGUCAAGCUGGUCGCGACGCACGAGCGCGUCUUCGCGACGCCGUACCAGGCCGUCGGCACCGCGUUCCCGCAGGUGUCCGUCCCGCCAAGCGCCGCGGUCGACGCCGCGAUCGCCGUCGGCCAGGCGCUGUUCCGCGGCGGGGUCAUUGGGCACGUGUCGGUGUCCUUCAUCGCGCUGCGGCAGGGCGGCGUGCUGCGGCUCUGGGCGAACGACUUCCAGAUCGGCUUCACGCAGUCCGCGAGCACCUACAGCGUCUUCAACCUCCUCGCGGACGGGGAGUUCUCGGCGCGCACCGGCGCGUACUUCACCGAGGAGCAGCCCGACGAGUCCGACGACGAGGACACGUGGGCGCUCCCGAACCGCGGCGGGCAGGUCUCGACGGGCAUCCUCUCGAAGCGGUGCUACCUGAGCAUCGACUUCCUGCACCACCCGGUCCUGGGCCGCAUGCCCUACAGCGAGCUGUUCGAGCGGUGCCGGAUGAAGGGGAUCUUCUUCGACAUGGGCGCGCGGCGGGGCACGGCGUUCACGCUGAUGGAUUCCUUCACGGGGUGCACGGUCGGGCUGCUGUCGGUGGCGGAGGACCCCUUUGACGCCAUGCGGCAGGCGACGCAGGUGCUGUCGUUCGUGCACCACCAGGCGCAGCGGCUGGGCGUGGCGGGGCCGACGGCGGCGGGGCAGAACGAGCAGGAGGAUCUGGACCACUUCUCGCGGACCCUGGCGGCGUUCCGGUUCCUGUGCCGGCAGCUGGACCCGAAGAACCCCAGCGGGAAGGGGUCGCUGCAGGCCGCGGGAAUCACGGCGCCGACGCACAAGAUGAGCCCGACGAGCAUCGCGGCGCUCCUCCGCGACGAUUCGUCGAGCGAGUCGGACAUGGAGCUGCCGCCGCAAGAGGACGGCAGCCUGUCGGGGGUGCACAGGACGCCCUCGCCGACGGCACAGCAAGUCUAG